This is a messenger RNA of Diaporthe citri, 1308 nucleotides long. RefSeq lists its product as uncharacterized. The coding region runs from base 1 to 1308 and encodes 435 amino acids. The transcript is spliced from 2 exons. Lineage: Eukaryota; Fungi; Ascomycota; Sordariomycetes; Diaporthales; Diaporthaceae. The record is from RefSeq and is a predicted model, not a curated record. Gene Ontology annotation, cellular component: endoplasmic reticulum. Gene Ontology annotation, biological process: transmembrane transport.
AUGCGCUUCCUCUCCACAGCAGCCUCGGCGCUGCUCGCCGUCAGCCAAGUGGCCGCAGCUACCCUCAAGCGCCCCCUGACGAACCUGGCAGCUCGCGAGGCACCCAUAGCGCCCAAAUUCUUCAUCAUCAGCAUGUUCACACCAGAGGCAAACAUCUGGUAUGAGAAGCUUCCCAGCAGCGGGCUUGGCGAUCUCCUGGCUGUCAAUGUCAGCACCCCCGGCCUCUCCAUGCUGUUCCCUCACGUCCACUGCACGGAGGAUCUUCAAAUCUGCCAAGUCACCACGGGCGAGUCGGAGAUCAACGCAGCCGCGACCAUCACCGCCGUCGUGCUCUCCGACAAAUUCGACCUCACCUCGACCUACUUCAUGAUUGGCGGCAUCGCGGGCGUGAGCCCCGAGUGGUCCACCCUGGGCGGCGUCGCCCUCUCCCGGUACGCCGUCCAGGUCGCACUGCAGUACGAGUUCGACGCGCGCGAGAUGCCCGAGAACUUCACCACCGGCUACGUGGGCUACGGCACCCUGCGCCCCGGCGUCCUGCCCGAGACCUGGUAUGGCACCGAGGUGUUCGAGGUCAACGAGGACCUCCGCCAGGCCGCGUACAAGCUCGCGUCCAGGGCGAACCUCAGCGACAGCGCCGUCGCGGCCGAGUACCGGGACCUCUACGCCGCCAACGGCGAGGCCCACCUCGCGGCCACGCAGCCCCCGAGCGUCGUCCUCUGCGACGGCGCCACCAGCGACGUGUACUACUCCGGCGCGCUGCUGGCCGAGGCGUUUGAUAAUACCACGACGCUCUGGACCAACGGCUCCGGGCACUACUGCAUGAGCGCGCAGGAGGACAACGCCACGCUCGAGGUGCUGCUGCGGAUGGCCAUCGAGGGCCUCGUCGACUUCUCGCGCAUCAUCAUCAUGAGGACCGGGUCCGACUUCGACAGGCCCCCGCCCGGCGUGACCGCCUACGAGCACCUCCUGAUCAACGACCAGAACGGGUUCGAGAUCGCGGUGGAGAAUAUUUACUACGCCGGCGUUGAGAUCGCCAAGGGUGUUCUGGGCGAGUGGAACUGCACCUUCAAGGCCGGCGUCAAGCCUUCCAACUACAUCGGCGAUGUGUUUGGCUCGCUCGGCGGUGAGCCUGACUUUGGACCUGGGAGCAUCACGCAGGGCCUGGCGGUGCUGCCUGAUGGGAAGACAGGAGAUCUGCAGACAAGAGAUGUGGAGGCAGUCGAGGGUGUCAAGGGCAAGAGAUCCGCGGCUGUCAGGCGGGGCAAGGACCUGCGACGGCGCAGGGGCUUGCCUGUGAUGAGGAUGUAG